UCCAUCGUUGUUGUGAUGCUAGUCACCCUGCAGGUGCAGGCGGCCUCCUACGUUCCAGACUCGGAUCGGGAUACCCGGACGCUCCAGAAUGAGCUGCAGGUGGAGCGGGAUGGCAAUUACCGGUACGCCUACGAGACCUCCAACGGCAUUUCCGCCUCGCAGGCCGGCUUGGGCGGCGUUUCCGUUCAGGGUGGAUCCAGCUACACCUCGCCCGAAGGCGAGGUGAUCAGUGUGAACUACGUGGCCGAUGAGUACGGAUACCAUCCGGUGGGCCAGCACAUUCCCCAAGUGCCGGACUACAUCCUGCGCGCUUUGGAGUACAUCAGAACGCAUCCCUACCAGGUGAAGGACUACUACACCGGGGAGCUCAAGACGGUGGAGCACGACGCGGCCGCCUUUAAUGUGUACACCCGCAACUUCCAGGAGGCCACCACUCCGCGCUCCCGCCCCAGCACCACCCCCAAGACCAUCUACCUGACCCACCCGCCCACGACAACGCUGCGACCUCUGCGCUAGAGACGGAGCUACUCGCGACAUUGAUGACUGAUGGCCGGGCGUCGCUAUUGUCACUUGGCGGGUCAGGGGCCGGUCUCCUACCAAACCACCGUGCGAAUCUGUGAAUUUUGAUCUAAACAAUUAAUUAAGCCACCAACAAUAAAUAGAAGUGUUAAGCAAACGUAAGCUAAAGUGUGAAGAUGAACAAAAUAGACGGUCUUUGUUAGCCAACC
Drosophila bipectinata is the source of this 728-nucleotide messenger RNA. RefSeq names its product Pupal cuticle protein (gene Pcp). Gene Ontology annotation, molecular function: structural constituent of chitin-based larval cuticle. NCBI's taxonomy places the organism in Eukaryota, Metazoa, Arthropoda, Insecta, Diptera, Drosophilidae. Gene Ontology annotation, cellular component: chitin-based extracellular matrix. The record is from RefSeq and is a predicted model, not a curated record.